AGACAUGUUCUAUGAUAGAGUACCAGGCCCUGAAGAAAGAGUUGGAGGAGAGGAAUUCACAGAGAGAUGAACUGUUGUACAAAAUUAAGAUGUUGAAUGACAAAGGAAAGAAUUACAAGGCUCGUCUUGUCAAAGAGGAGAACAACAAGAAGCAACAGAUCAAGAUUAUGAGGAAAACGCACGAAUCUCACUUAGAGGCCAAACAAAACCUAGUCCAAAACUUACAAGAUGUCAUAGAUGAGCAGGAAGCUAAAAUCUUCCAGCUGGAAGCAGAAAUUAAAGGGGAUACAAGUCGCAGAUCGAAACCUCCAUCUGCAGUGAACAAGUUGGUUGAUCAGAUUCAGCAUUUAGAGUCAGAAAAGGCUGAGUUGACAGGACAGUUACUCACAGCUCAGGCAGAGCUCCAAAAUUUCCGCUCAGAGAAAGAGGAACAGGAUAGGACUACCAAAAGUGCAAUAAAUAAAUUGGAGAAAGACAAUAGGUCAUUGCAAGAGGAGGGCAAUGGCAGCACAGACACAGAGAAACAACUGCUGAAAUUAGAGCAGGACUGCGACAGACUGCAGAGGGAGCUUUCCGAGUCCUGCAGACUGCAGCCCAAACAACCUUAUAAUUAUGCUGCAGAGAAUGCUAAAAUAAAGAAAUUAGAAGAAGAAAAUGAGCACUUGAAAAACAGGGUGCUGGAACUGGAGACAGACUGUGCUAUAAAACAGAAAGAGCUCUCGGACUUAAAGCUCAAACACAAGGAAGACAUUCACAGGCUGACCUCAGAGAAUGUUGGUGUGAACAAGCAGCUCCGUCAGAUGAGACAAGAUCUCACCUCCCAACAGAGCAAAGAACCUCAGGUCCACACCAAGGUCAAGAAGGUCGAAGUCGAGUCCGAGGCCAGUAAGAAGGCACUGGCAGAAGCCAUGGCCGAGAAGGAUAAGCUACGCAAUCAGAUCACGACAUACCAAAGAAUGUACAAUGACAGCAACAAACAGUUGACUGCAGAGAAAAUCAAAGUCACUGAUCUUGAAAAGAGGUUAAAGGAGUACGAGAAGCAGAUGGAGGUUGUCAAGUCAGAGAUGAUGAGGGAGAUGAAACAGCUGGAGCAGACCAAGUCCCAUGCCGUGGACCAGGCUGCCAAGAGGGCCGAGGAGAAGAUGAUGUCCCUGAAUACCAACUACACACGGGCCAAGCUGGGACUCCACUUGCUCUGGCCUCAGUUUACGCAACUGGUGAAGGAGCACAAAGCAUUGAAGAAGGACAUGUCUGCCUUUCCUCUCCUCAUUAAGCAAACCGUGGUAAUGACACUGAAAGAGAUUAGCAAAGCUGUCCAUAAUGUCAGUGAGUACAACAAGGAACUAGUCAGGAAGUACAAGAAGGAGAUGCAGUUGAGGAAGAAAUACCACAAUGAGCUUGUGGAACUCAAAGGAAACAUCCGUGUUUUCUGUCGUGUCCGUCCAAACAUCCGUGAAGAUGGCAGUGGUCAGCAGGCCCAGUCAGUGGUCAGUUAUGACUAGGAUGAUGAUGGACUGCUGUUCAUCAAUAACAAAGGUGGAUGUGUCCAGACAUUUGAGAUGGACAAGGUCUUCACUGAAGACAGCACUCAAACAGAGGUAUUUGAUGAAGUGAAGGCAUUGGUGACAUGCUGUGUUGAUGGUUAUAAUGUCUGCAUAUUUGCUUAUGGUCAGACAGGGUCUAGAAAGACAUAUGCCAUGGAGGGACCCAGUGAGGACCCAGGUAUCAACCAGAGAGGACUGAUGGAGCUGUUCAGGGAGACUGCUGACAGGGCUCUGGAGUGGCAGUAUGACAUCAC
Messenger RNA from Lingula anatina, 1798 nucleotides. RefSeq names its product kinesin-like protein KIFC3. Gene Ontology annotation, cellular component: microtubule cytoskeleton. The record is from RefSeq and is a predicted model, not a curated record. Gene Ontology annotation, biological process: microtubule-based movement. Lineage: Eukaryota; Metazoa; Brachiopoda; Lingulata; Lingulida; Lingulidae. Gene Ontology annotation, molecular function: ATP binding; microtubule binding; microtubule motor activity.